UAACGUGGCACGUGCCAGCAUCAGCGCCCGGAGAGGGACCGUUACCGCUAAUGGGGCAGCGUAUCUGGGACUGAGCCCUUUGGUGAUAAGGGUGCUCGGGCAGGCAAUCCUGCUGGGGGGUGCGCCGGGCCCAAGCCCCAGCUCCACCGCCCUCCCCCUCCUCUGCCCCCCACUUGGUCUGUUGUGGGGGGGCCGUGGGUGGAGGGGUGGGGGCUGGCUAGUGAGCAGUGGCCCCCCCAGGCUGCAGGAGGCAGGCGGAGAAAGGAGAAACCUGGCAAAGGGACGUUAACCCCUGUGCCCUCUGCCCCCUCAGUGCCUGAGCAAAGGACCAGCUGGCACCGGCAACGCCCCCGGCCCCUGGAGGAAACACCCAGGGGUGUCGUGAGCUGCCACGGAACCAGGGGGCCCUUCCCAAAGGUGCCUGCUCUGUGCCCCCCAGCACCUCCCGACUGCCUGGGCAGCACAACCUUCUCCAUUCUUGCAUCAUGCCCCUUGCUGGGAGCCCUCGGCACCUGUUCCCGGCCGGGGGAGGCAGCACCCCCCAUUCCCCCCCCCAGCCAGCACCCUCCCCCAGGGCCCCAGGUGCUGGCCAAUCGCAGCAGGCAGGAGGGCAGGGCCUGCCCCUGUGACUGACAAGUGCCUGGAGCCUGGACGGGCAGCACCUCAAGCCAAGCCCUGAGUCGGGCUCCCUCGGGCGAGCAGCACCCAUCUCAGCCCCUGGCACCCGGCUCCUCGCAUGGCAGGUCGAGGCGGGGCAGCCUGGGUGUGACAGCAGGUGGCAGACUGGCUGGGCAGAGCUCGGAGACAAAUCCUGAGGGCCUGGCACCGUCCCUACCCCCCGCCGCUCUCGGUUCUAGAUGGCUCCUGGCUCCGGCGCACAGCUGGAGAGGAGCGGGCAGCCCCCGGGGGGUUGGCUAGCCCUGGCCGCCCUGGCCCUGCUGUGGGGAUCCUCGGUCCAGGGAGGAGGGACGCCAGGGUGCCCGUCCUGCCGGAUGCCCACCCUGGAGCCGGGCACGGAGAGGCGCUUCCUGCUCGAGCUGGCCAAGCGGCAGAUCCUGGAGAAGCUGCACCUGAGUGAGAGGCCCAACGUCACCCAGCCGGUGCCCCGUGUGGCCAUCGCCAACGCCCUGCACCGCCUGCAUGUGGGCAAAGCCCGGCAGGAGGGGCAGCCGGGGCCCUUCGACCGCUGGGACGGCCCCAACGCCGACGAACUGGGCUACGAGAUCAUCAGUUUUGCCAAGACAGAGUUCUUCUCGCCCUCCCGCACGGGCCUGCGUUUCCGGUUCAGCCGGGGCCCGGGCCGGGAUGUCCACAUCCUGCAGGCCCAGCUGUGGCUCUACGUCCGGGGCCCCCAGAGCGGGCUCUCCCCGGUCACGCUGCGGGUCUCCCUGGCGGGGGCGCUGCUGAGCGAGAGGCAGCUGGAGGCCCGGGCCGGUGGCUGGCAGACCUUCGCCCUCCUGCCUGCGCUCCAGGCCUUCUUCCGCGGGCAGGAGAAGACGCUGCGGCUGGAGCUGGAGUGCCGCGGGUGCCAGGCGAACGCCACGGCCGGGAGCGACGCCGGCGGCUCCCACCAGCCCUUCCUGGUGGCCAAGGCCACGGUGCGGGAGCCAGGGCAGCGGGUGGCCAAACGCAGCCUGCGCUGCGACCAGACCUCCAACCUGUGCUGCCGCAAGGACUAUUACGUGGACUUCCGGGACAUCGGGUGGAACGACUGGAUCAUCAAGCCAGAGGGCUACCAGAUCAACUACUGCAUGGGCCAGUGCCCGCACCACGUGGCCAGCAGCCCGGGCAUGGCCUCCUCCUCCCACACGGCCGUGCUCAACCUGAUCCGGGCCCACAACGUGCCGGCGGGCGGGCAGUCCUGCUGCGUGCCCACGCACCGCCGGCCCCUCUCCAUCCUCUACUUCGACCGCAACAGCAACAUCGUCAAGACCGACAUCCCGGACAUGAUCGUGGACGCCUGCGGCUGCAGCUAGGGGGAGCGUGGCCGGGGGGCCCAGCUGCCCCUGGAGAGGUGGGGGGUGCGGGAAGCUCCCGGCGCCGUUCAGCACGGUUGGCGCAGACGGAUGGAGUCUGCUCUGCCCAGUGCCCCAGGGCGCCGUUCGGGAGACGCGGGGUCAGGGAUUGUUCUGGACUCUCACUCCCGGGGCCCAGGAGGAGGCUGGUUAACACGAUACAUCUCUUGGCGUGUGUUUGGGGGGGGCAGCUGGCUCCCCCCCAGCGCACGCACACAUUUCAAGCACAAGUGUGCAAGGAGGAAACCGGGCCAGGUGCCAAGUGGAGGAAAGGUCUCCGGGCCGGCUGGGGGCCAACGCCCCACGGCACACGGCUCGGCCGCCCCAGCCCAGAGCUGGGUGGAAAACUUUGCCAGACAAAGCAGGUGGGUUCUUCUCACCGGGAAUAUCUCGAUUUUAGGGGGACUGAGCAGAAAACCAGCAAUUCCCAGCUGAGAAGAGGAAACCUUUGGGCCCGAAAUGUCGAGUUGAGAUUUUCCUUUUCCCAGCUGACCAUGUUCCCCGGGUGCUUCCCAAGGGCCGUGGUGGAUCUCCCAGACCCGGCGCUGUCCCAGUCGAGCCGGGCUGGUUUCCAACCCGAGCCCCACCGGGGGUUACGCCCGGGGGUGGUGAGACCCGCGCGCAGGAGGAAGCCGGACAAGCUGGGCGCAGCUGGGAACGGCCCCGAGAACGGCCAGUGCUCUGCAAGCCCCAGUUUGUCACCCCCAGGACGUUUCCCAUGGAACAUGGUCUCCCAGGCUCUGGUCCUUUCACCCUUUCUGGGGGGCCGCAGCCAAUCACUGAGCAGGUCUCUGCUCUCCUGGCAGGGGUCCAGCCAGUUCUCCCAGCCUCGGCCGGGCACCGGGCACCGGGCACUGGGCACCGGCCCUGCAGACGGACCAGGGACCCGCUCGGAUGCAGAUUCUCUAGGGGGGUUUUCUCAUUGCGGGGGCAGUUCUGCUGCCAUGGGAUGGGCACGUUCAAUGCAUUGGGGAAGUGUUUACUGUAGGGGAGGUGCCAGGCUCGGAGCAGGGCAUGGGGUGGCCGGGAAGGGGGAACCUGCCCCCCCGGCUCCCCACCCCACCCUGCCGAGGAGCCUGGUGCCGCGUUUGCCUUUAUGUAUUUUCUUUUCGCACUAAUGUAAAAAAAUAUUUUAUUUUUAUUUUAUUUUAUUUUAUUAUUUCAAGCGACGUCUCCAAUAAACAGGUGAAACCA
Molecule: messenger RNA, 3209 nt
Organism: Mauremys mutica (yellowpond turtle)
Lineage: Eukaryota; Metazoa; Chordata; Testudines; Geoemydidae
Product: inhibin beta C chain-like
Exons: 2
Coding region: 858-1976 (372 amino acids)
Biological process (GO): SMAD protein signal transduction; BMP signaling pathway
Cellular component (GO): extracellular region
Molecular function (GO): growth factor activity; hormone activity; cytokine activity
Source: RefSeq, a predicted model, not a curated record